Molecule: messenger RNA, 993 nt
Organism: Paramecium octaurelia
Lineage: Eukaryota; Ciliophora; Oligohymenophorea; Peniculida; Parameciidae
Source: the annotation of a GenBank genome assembly
AUGAACCAAUAAUAUGACGAUUGGCCAUAAUGGUGGAAUGAAGUCAGAAGAUAAAAAUUCGGGUAUAAAUUAUGAAUUCAUAAUUUUUAGAAGUGAAACACCACCAAGAAGAUGUAAGAAAGUUCAAAUAAUUUAGAUGAAAUUACGGUUCCUUCCAUUACUGCACACACAUGGGUGAUCCUGGAUUCUUAGACUGGUAGAUUGAUUUGGGGGAAGAAUGAGCAUUCUAACAGAGAAAUAGCCUCCAUCACCAAGACUAUGACUGCUUAUGUUACUAUUAAAAUUUGUGAAUAACUCAAAAUAGAUCCAACCCAAGUUACUGUUUCUGUCUCAGAAUACGCAACACAAAUAGGUGGAACAUCCUCCAAUCUACAAGAAGGAGAUAGUCUCACUUUAUUGGAUCUCUUGCAUGGAUUGAUGUUACCAUCAGGAAAUGAUUCUGCCUAAGCCAUCGCUGAGAAUUUUGGAGUCUAUCUUUAUUUUCAAUCCAAAUACUUCCAACAAAAAAUCGACUCCAUUGAUAACGACAACAAUACCAUACAUGUCAAUAAUCCUGCAUAGUAUUUUGUAGCUGAAAUGAACACAACUGCUUAAAAACUGGGACUCUCUAAUACUUAUUUCACUAAUCCCCACGGACUUGCCAAUAGACUAAAUAGAUCCACUGCUUACGAUGUCGCUAAAUUAUGUUACUAUGCUAUGAAAUUACCAUUAUUCGCUUAAAUCGUCAGAACCAAAGAAUACUCCUGCACUGUUACCAAUCUAGGAUAAACUCGUGUCUUGAAAUGGGAAAACACCAAUAAACUCCUAGAACAAGGCUUCUCAGGGAUUAAAACUGGAGUCACCAAUGAUGCCGGUCCAUGUUUGGCUAGUCACUUCAUUAGUAGAAAGCACAGCUACAUACUUGUGGUUCUUAAUUGCAAUUCAAAAGAAUAAAGAUGGAUUGAUAGUUGUCGUCUUAUUGACUGGGUAACUGACAUAUAUGAAAAAUAAUGA